GGCCGGCCGCGGCCUGUGGCAAAGCCUGCUGGGAAAAUGGUGGGAUUUCGGGAAGGAAGGAAGGAAGGAAGGGGCGACCCUGAGGGAAGGGAAGAGACGCGGCGGGCUCAGGAGAGCCCGGGAGCCUCUCGAAUAACUGUUUAAAGAAUUAGCAUUCUCAACAUGGAAAAGCCAUGCAAAGAAAAUGAAGAAGAGCCACAUAGCGCGCCAAAGACCACUGAAGAACCGCCUCCGGUGGAGCACCCUCCCGAAAAGCACUCUCCCGGGGAGGAAGAGGAGGAAGAGGAGGAGGAGGAGGAGGAGGAUCUGUCUUCAGAAGAGCAGUCCUCGGAGGAGGAGGAGGAGGACGAGGAAGAGUUCUUUCCCGAGGAACUCCUUCCCGAGCUCCUUCCUGAGGUGCUCCUUUCGGAGGAGCGCCCCCAGGAGCGACUUUCCAGGAAGUACCUUUUUGAGGAGCGUCCUCCCAUGGAGCAGCCUCCUUGUGGAGUAGGAAAACAUAAACUAGAGGAAGGAAGUUUUAAGGAGAGGCUGGCUCGUUCUCGCCCACAGUUUAGAGGGGAGAUACAUGGCAAGAAUUUAAGCAAUGAGGAGAUGAUAAAGGUAGCAGAGGAGAUGGAAGAGAUGAAAAGAGUAAGAAACAAAUUACUGAUAAUGCACUGGAAGGCAAAACGGAACCGCCCUUAUCCUAUUUAAUGGGUUCUGCCUUGAGUUCUGUUUUGCCUGGUAGUAGUACUGCCACCUGAACUUUGCAUUUCCGUAUAUACCUUUUGCUGUGUUCUUAACUUUUUGUGUGGCUUUAUUUUCCUUUUGUGACUGGCAUAAAAGUGUUUUCUUCCCCUAUAAUCUGCCAGUCUCCCUCAGUCAUGAAUUUCAUCUGUUAGCAUGAAGAUGUAUAUUAUGUAUUGUGAAGUGAAAAAACAGCUUUCAAAAAGUAUAUAUAGUAUUCCACUUAAAAGUAUAUAUGUAUAUUUAUAUAGUAAUAUGCAAAGAAAACAAAGUAUAUGCAUCAGAAGCUUAACAGUGGCUGAUAAAAUAAUAGGUGAUUUUUGUUUUAAUUUUUGCUUUAUCUGAAUUUCUCAUUUUUAAAACUAUUUAUUUUGUUGUUUGUUUUUUCAAGAUGAACACACUUGUGUUGCAAAAAAAAAUUAAUAUAAUGAAAAAAAUGUGAAGCAGUUUUCAAAAACCUGUCAGCUUAUGAAGACAAUAUGGCACUUAAUAAAUACUUGUGAAAACAUAACAAAAGAAAAGUAAAUCCCAUGUUUCUUCUGACUCUCUUAGGUGAAAAUACAAACCACAUACCUAUUACAUUUGUAUAAGGGUCAGUCUUUUCCCAGUUGAAUUAGGAAUAAAACCUGCCUUGCAGAGCUUCUGUGGAACCACAUGAGGUAAAGAUCAUGUGAGCUAUGUUUGUCUCUUUUCCCCACCUGCAUACUCCGGACCCCCAGAUGCUAUAAAUUCCCUUCAUACAUGGGGUGGUGCCUGAGGGGAGCCUCACCUGUGCUCACAGACAAGUCCUGUGAGAUUCCAGGUGAGUGUCACAUUCUAUUCCUUUCCUGUUCUUCCUUUGAGUACUGCUGUGUCUGCUAGGCAUAGCAGCCUCUUCUGCUGGGUCUUGCUCCUUCCACUGGGCCCCAUCACUGCUGCUGUGCUGGAGCCCUCAAGGUGCAAAGCCUCACUGAUUGUACUGGAGUGUCUUGUGAUAGAACUGUGUAGCCUACAGAGGCACAGAGAAUGUGCCCCUUCCAGCUUUAAUAUUACGCUUACUCAGGUGGUUACCAUUCUAGUGCUGUUUAGACAUCAGUGUCCUUUUUAAAGAAGUCUUAGCAAAAUUAUCUUGUCCAUUUUUUUCCCCCUUCUUACAGCCUCCUUUUUCUCUAUCGGACUCAAACAUGAGUCCAGCGGGACCUGGGCUAGGAGACAGAUUUGUGUACAAGACACCAUGCAGUGUACUCAAAAUUUGAACCUCCCUCCCAGGUAAUUUCCAAGAAUAAAAAAAGCCAAACCAAACCCGUUGCUGUCGAGUCAAUUCCGACUCAUAGCGACCCUAUAGGACAGAGUAAAACUGCCCCGUACAAUUUCCAAGGAGCAUCUGGUGGAUUCAAACUGCCAGCCUUUUGGUUAGCAGCCUUAACUCUUAACCACUAUGCCACUGGUUUUAAUUGCCUAACUUGCCUUAGGGUGAGCUCUCUCCCAGGGGCUUCUAACAGGCAUGCCUUAUGAAUUCUGCUGGCAUGUUCAAUGUGUAUAAGUUAAAGAGGAGACUAAAACUUAGGACAUUCCAGUUCCACCCUACCCCGUAUUAACCGGAAACAUGCCAAUGUACUUUGUAAAACAUUGAAGUAUUAUAUAUGUAUCAGAUUAUUUCCCCAUUAAACUAUCCGUGUAAAACCGAAGACUUUUAUUGAUCCUGGUCAUUCUAGAAACACAGAUGGUGUGUUAAUAUUUUUUUCAAAUUAUGACACAGUCAGGCACCUUGAUUUCUUGAAUCAUCUCUGUCCUUGAUUGACUGUGUAAGCUUCGGUAAGUGUGUUUGUUCCCUAGAACAUAUAAUUUGCAGUUCCAAAAGGAACACAGUGGGGGAGGAAUUGUUUCUCCAUGUUCAACAUUAAAAUUAACAUACCAGUGUUUCUAUUAUAAAAACUGCAGAAUUCUGAAUUCUACUCUAAAAACUGCAGAAUCCUAGGCUGUACCCUAGGCCUGCUAAAUCUGCUUUUCUGUAAAUUAGCACACCAAAGGUGGAGGGCCACUGACCUAUAUACUCCUGAUUUUCCUAAGGAUAUACUAUGAAAUAAAUAGAAGAAAAAAAUAGAAGUCUGUAUCAGAAUUAAGAGUGAAAGUCCUGUCCAAGCAUAUUUUUAAGUAAGUAACAGCCUCACAAAUUGUACUACAUGAAAUUUAAAAGAUUUCCUGCAGUAAAGCAAGAUUGCACAAAAAGCUAAGGGAGACAAUAUAAUAGCAAGAUGUAUUUUCUAUGCCUAAACAUCAUAUAUGCCUUGCAUUGCUUCCUUCCAGUAUGAGUAAAAUUUAUCAGAAAGGAACUCAAAGUUCUCCUUCUGCCAUCAGCUCACAAAAAAAUAAGCUCUGUACCCUUGGCUUUGUUUUCUGUUUUUAUUGUUUUCACUCUGUGAUAUGUCUCUUCAUGUUUCCAGACCAUUAUUCAAGGUUGUGGCAGCCCAAUGAAUGCUCUUGGGGCUGGAAUCCCUGCUAGAGUGAGCUAAGGCUUACUGUGACCUUUUACAAAAUAGGAUAAAUCCAUCCCCCGGGUGUUCAGAGUGUCCCUAUGAGUCGGAGUGGUCUCAACGGCAAUGGGUUUGGUUUUUUAGUGGGUGUUCAGAAAAGCCCUGGUGGCACAGUGGUUAAGAGAUUGGCUGCUAACCAAAAGGUUGGCAGUUCAGAUCCACCAGCUGCUCCUUGGAAACCCUAUGGUGCAGUUCACUCCAUCCUAUAGGGUUGCUCUGAGUCGGAAUAGACUUGAUGGUA
Messenger RNA from Loxodonta africana (African savanna elephant), 3480 nucleotides. RefSeq names its product transcription elongation factor A like 1 (gene TCEAL1). The record is from RefSeq and is a predicted model, not a curated record. Bases 163 to 693 code for a protein of 176 amino acids. NCBI's taxonomy places the organism in Eukaryota, Metazoa, Chordata, Mammalia, Proboscidea, Elephantidae. The transcript has 2 exons.